Tachysurus vachellii is the source of this 996-nucleotide messenger RNA. Its product is annotated as amine sulfotransferase-like. NCBI's taxonomy places the organism in Eukaryota, Metazoa, Chordata, Actinopteri, Siluriformes, Bagridae. Gene Ontology annotation, molecular function: sulfotransferase activity. Gene Ontology annotation, biological process: sulfation. Gene Ontology annotation, cellular component: cytoplasm. The record is from RefSeq and is a predicted model, not a curated record. The transcript has 6 exons. The coding region runs from base 16 to 912 and encodes 298 amino acids.
UGAACGCACCACACCAUGGCUGAGCAGGAGUUCCAGAAGAUCGGAGACAAGCUCCUGUCCUGCAGAGGAUACGUCUUUCCUCAUUUUAACAAGGAUGGUUUUACACAGUUCACAGACAGUGUGAAGACGUUCCAGAUCAGAGACGAUGAUGUUUAUGUCAUUACAUUUCCUAAAUCUGGUACGGUUUGGACUCAGCGCAUCAUAACGCUGCUGUAUGAGGACGAGUUUCCGGAGGCUGUGGAGCAGAGUUCAUACGACCGUAUGCCCUGGUUGGAGUUUCCUUGGAAGGGGGAGGAUUAUAACACUCGCCGCUCCCCCCGGCUCUUCUGCUCUCACCUCCAUGAGGACCUGGUGCCCUACGGCCUACAGGGCAAAGGAAAGAUCAUCUACGUGACCAGGAACCCCAAAGACAUCAUGGUGUCCUACUUCCACUUCACUCACUUCAUGAAGAUUUUAGAGUGUUCAGAGACGCACGGCGAGCUGAUGGAGAAAUUCUUUAGUGGGCGGAUACUCGGAGGCCGCUGGUUUGAUCACAUCAGAGGCUGGUACACCAACAAAUACAAAUACAACAUCCUGUUCCUAAGCUAUGAGGAGAUGAUCAGGGACCUAAGAGGAGUUGUGGUGCAGAUUUGUACGUUUUUGGGGAAGAACGUGUCAGAUGAUGUCAUCGACAGUGUGGUGAAAAAAUCCAGCUUCAACUACAUGAAGAAAGACCCCAAAGCCAACUACGAGAAUUUGCCUGAUAAUAUAGUAGAUCAUAAGAAAGGAGACUUCCUCCGCAAGGGUACAGUGGGAGACUGGAAGAACUUUCUGACAGUGACACAGAAUGAACACUUUGACCGUGUUUAUCAGGAACAGAUGAAAGACCUGCCACUGGACUUUGUGUGGGACAUCACUGACAUACACACAUAACACACACACACACACACACAUAUACACACACACACACACACACACAUACACACACACACACACACACACACACACACACACACA